AUGAGUCUUAUAAAUUUACGUUUAAUACUCGUUAGUGGCAAAACAAAAGAAUUCCUAUUUAAUCCAUCAGAUUCUGCUGGUGAUAUCGCACAAACAGUAUUCGAUAAUUGGCCUGAAGAUUGGGAACGCGAAGCCGUCUCCAAGGCCGAAAUAUUACGUCUCAUAUAUCAAGGUAGAUUUCUACAUUGCAAUGUAACCUUAGGCGCACUGGGACUUCCGCUGGGCAAAACGACUGUUAUGCAUUUAGUGCCGCGUGAUAAUUUGCCAGAACCCAAUUCGCAAGACCAAAGGCAAAAGAGUAAAGGAGGUUCCAGUAGAUGCUGUUCAACGACAUGCUGUAUUUUGUAACUAAAUUAGCCUAUAGUAAAUAAAUUAAUUUAAAUGCUAUAUUAUAAUUAUAAUUAUAAUAUUUACAGAAAUAUAAAAUUAAAAAACGGAUGAAAUAUAUUUUCUAAUAAUUGAAGUGAAACUUAAAUAACCGAGAAUAGUUUUAAAUCAAAACUAAAUAAUAUGAAAAAAAAACAAAAUGAAAACGAGUAA
Molecule: messenger RNA, 540 nt
Organism: Anastrepha ludens (Mexican fruit fly)
Lineage: Eukaryota; Metazoa; Arthropoda; Insecta; Diptera; Tephritidae
Gene: UBL3
Product: ubiquitin-like protein 3
Exons: 4
Coding region: 1-348 (115 amino acids)
Molecular function (GO): protein binding
Source: RefSeq, a predicted model, not a curated record